AUGGUGUAUGUCCUCAGCACACUGAAUGACUCUGUACUGCAUAACGCCAGCCUUGAGGACAGCAGGGACUCCCCGAUGCCUGGUCUCAGCAGGACUGCUCACAGUGCUGUGGCAGUGUGCCUGGGCUUCAUCCUGCUUCUGGGAUCAGUGUAUAACUUUUUGGUGCUGCUGAUCUUUGUGAAGUUUGAGGUGGUGAGGACACCUAUUAAUAUGAUCCUGCUGAACAUCAGCGUCAGUGACUUGCUGGUCUGUAUCUUUGGGACCCCCUUCAGCUUUGCGGCCAGUGUAUCCGGCAAGUGGCUCAUAGGACAGCAGGGAUGUAAGUGGUAUGGCUUCUGCAACUCCUUGUUUGGAAUCGUCUCCCUGGUCUCUCUCUCCAUGUUAUCCUAUGAACGCUACCUUACAGUGCUGAAGUACACAAAAGUUGAUGCCACUAACUACAAAAAUGCCUGGAUUUGUAUUGUUGGAUCUUGGCUCUAUUCUUUCUUCUGGACGACACCUCCCCUUUUUGGCUGGAGUAGUUAUGGACUUGAAAGCUCAGGUACCACCUGUUCAGUAGUAUGGCACUCAAGAUCACACAACAACGUAUCAUACAUUGUGUGCCUCUUCCUAUUCUGCCUGGUCUUACCCCUGCUCGUCAUGAUAUUUAGCUAUGGUCACAUUGUUCGAACAAUCCGAGGGCAGAUGUGCAGGAUUAACCUAACAACAGCUCAGAAGAGGGAACACCAUUUAUUAUUCAUGGUGGUAUGCAUGAUCACUUGUUAUUUGUUCUGCUGGUUACCAUAUGGAUUAGUGUCCUUGAUCACAACAUUUGGAAAGCCUGGAGCAGUUUCACCCACAAUUAGCAUCAUACCAUCUAUUCUUGCCAAGAGCAGCACUUUUAUUAAUCCCCUAAUUUAUAUUUUUAUGAAUAAACAGUUUUACAGGUGUCUUUUAUCUCUCUUGAAAUGUACAUCAGAACUACAUGACACUGACCUCACAGUAAACUCAAGAAACUCCAAAGACCUACAUAUUAAAGAAAAUGGCAGGGUCCAACACAGCUUUAACCAGACAUUACCAAGAAAGGACACAAUAUCUUCUGCUGCAAAACACCAAAAAUUGAAUCUUGUAGUUCAUUACAUAGAUUAUAAAUGA
Messenger RNA from Bufo bufo (common toad), 1134 nucleotides. RefSeq names its product pinopsin-like. Gene Ontology annotation, molecular function: G protein-coupled receptor activity. Gene Ontology annotation, biological process: visual perception; G protein-coupled receptor signaling pathway. NCBI's taxonomy places the organism in Eukaryota, Metazoa, Chordata, Amphibia, Anura, Bufonidae. The record is from RefSeq and is a predicted model, not a curated record. The transcript has 5 exons. Gene Ontology annotation, cellular component: membrane; photoreceptor outer segment. The coding region runs from base 1 to 1134 and encodes 377 amino acids.